CCUCGCAGCAGUGCUCUGGUUGUGAAUUCUUCCGGGGUCCAGGAUGACAAUCCGACACCAAGGCCAGCAGUACAGGCCGAGGAUGGCAUUUCUGCAGAAGAUUGAAGCGCUCGUGAAGGACAUGCAGAACCCAGAGACGGGGGUCCGGAUGCAGAACCAGAGGGUCCUGGUCACCAGCGUCCCUCACGCCAUGACAGGAAGUGAUGUUCUGCAGUGGAUCGUCCAGCGGCUUUGGGUCUCCAAUCUGGAGGCACAGAACUUGGGCAACUUCAUUGUCAAGUACGGCUACAUUUACCCCCUGCAAGACCCCAAGAAUCUCAUUCUCAAGCCUGACAAUAGCCUCUACCGCUUUCAGACGCCGUAUUUCUGGCCCACCCAGCAGUGGCCGGCUGAAGAUACAGAUUAUGCCAUCUACCUGGCCAAGCGAAAUAUCAAGAAGAAAGGGAUUUUAGAAGAAUAUGAAAAGGAAAACUACAAUUUCUUGAACCAAAAAAUGAACUACAAGUGGGACUUCGUCAUUAUGCAGGCCAAGGAGCAGUACAAGGCUGGAAAGGAGCGGAACAAGGCCGACAGGUACGCCCUGGACUGCCAGGAGAAGGCGUAUUGGCUGGUGCACCGAUGCCCUCCAGGAAUGCACAAUGUGCUGGACUAUGGCCUGGACCGAGUGACCGAUCCGAAUGAAGUUAAGGUAAACCAGAAACAAACAAUCACUGCUGUCAAAAAAGAGAUCAUGUAUUACCAACAGGCCUUAAUGAGGUCCACAGUGAAGUCUUCAGUGUCCCUUGGAGGGGUGGAAAUCCCAACCAAGAUGCGGGUGGAACGAUGGGCCUUCAACUUCAGCGAAUUGAUCCGAGACCCCAAGGGUCGACAGAGCUUCCAGUACUUUCUCAAGAAAGAAUUCAGUGGGGAGAACCUGGGCUUCUGGGAAGCCUGCGAGGACCUGAAGUACGGAGACCAGUCCAAGGUCAAGGAGAAAGCCGAGGAGAUUUACAAGCUGUUCCUGGCCCCAGGGGCGAGGCGCUGGAUCAACAUAGACGGCAAAACCAUGGACAUCACGGUGAAGGGGCUGCGGCACCCCCACCGCUACGUGCUGGACGCCGCGCAGACCCACAUCUACAUGCUCAUGAAGAAGUGGUGGGUGCAGAAUCGUCAGCCGUCUCUUCCACCUCCCACCCUUCCUGGACCCCUUCCCCCGCCGGCCGGGGAGGACCGCUGUAGAAGCCGCGAGCGUUCCUGGGGCCUCACGCGCCAGCGGCACGCCAGCCUCCCAUUUAUGCGGCGUCACCUGCGCUCCAGCCCGAGCCCCGUCAUCCUGAGGCAGCUGGAGGAAGAGGCCAAGGCUCGAGAAGCUGCCAACACGGUGGACAUCACCCAGCCGGGCCAGCACUUGGCCCCCAGCCCGCACCUGGCUGUGUACACCGGGACCUGCGUGCCGCCCUCUCCUUCCAGCCCCUUCGCCUCUUCCUGCCGGUCCCCCAGGAAGCCCUUCCCCUCACCGGGCCGCUUCAUCCGGCGGCCCAGCAGCACCAUCUGCCCCUCGCCCAUCAGAGUGGCCUUGGAGGGCUCCUCAGGCGUGGAGCAGAAGGGGGAGCCCAGCGGGUCCAGGGCCCCCCAGGGGCCCUCUGACGCCGAGGGCAGCGAGGCCUCUAUCGACGGCGCCUGGCCCCGCAGCCGGCCCAGGGCCCCCCCCAAGGCCCGCGUGCCUCUGUCCUUCAGCAGGUUUCUGCGACGAGGCUGUCUGGCCUCGCCCGUCUUCGCCAGGCUCUCGCCCAAGUGCCCCGCAGUGUCCCACGGGAAGGUGCAGCCCCUGGGGGACGUGGGCCAGCAGCUGCCACGACUGAAAUCCAAGAGAGUAGCAAACUUUUUCCAGAUCAAAAUGGACGUGCCCACGGAGAGCGGGCUCUGCCUGAUGGACUCGGAGGACACUGCGACAGGAGAGGCGGGUGACCGGGCCAUAGAGAAGGAGGUCAUCUGCCCCUGGGAGAGCCAGGCCGCGGGGAAAGCAGGCUGA
Messenger RNA from Propithecus coquereli (Coquerel's sifaka), 2011 nucleotides. It is a transcript of the gene RGS9, whose product is annotated as regulator of G-protein signaling 9. Bases 44 to 2011 code for a protein of 655 amino acids. The record is from RefSeq and is a predicted model, not a curated record. The transcript is spliced from 18 exons. NCBI's taxonomy places the organism in Eukaryota, Metazoa, Chordata, Mammalia, Primates, Indriidae. Gene Ontology annotation, biological process: intracellular signal transduction; G protein-coupled receptor signaling pathway; regulation of G protein-coupled receptor signaling pathway.